AUGUCCGAAUCCUUAUUACAAUAUGGUAAUCGUAUUAAUAUUUAUAAAAAUGUAUGUCAAAUAAUAAUAAGUCAAUUAAAUAUAACAUUUGAUCAAUUAUGUCAAUUUCAUUAUUAUCAUCAUUAUCAUCAUAAUAAUAAACAAUAUGAAAUAGUCAGUAACAAUUUAUUUGUUAAUAUGAAUACUUCUAAUAUUAUAAAUGAUCAUUCGAAUACAAGUAAUGAAAUACAAAUACAGAAUAAAAUGAAUUAUAUAAGAUCUAUUCAAUCUAAUUUAUAUACUAUACAAAUGAAUAUACAAAAAUUAUCUGGAUGGUAUUUAUUAAUUUAUCGUCUUUUAACUAAUAUACCAGCUAUGUUAAUAUGUUUUAUUUAUGGUUUAUUAUUAAAUAGAAUAAGUCAAAAUUAUAUUAUGAUUAUACCAUGUUUAGGAUGUAUUCUAUCAUGUAUAUUAUUUAUAAUUAAUUUAUUACCAAAUUUAAAAUUAAUAACAAAUUCAAUGAUAUUUAUUUUAAUUGGUGGUACACUAUAUGGAUUAUGUGGUAAAAGUAAUGCAAUAAAUUUAUGUGUUCAUAGUUAUAUAACACAAUAUAGUAAUAAAAAAAAAUGUACAAAUAUAAUUGGACGUUUAUUAGGUGUAAAUUUUUUUGGUUUAGCAAUUGGUGCAUUAUUAGUUGGUAUGUUUUAUCGAUUUUUAAAUUAUUUUGAAAUGAUUAUAUUUGUCAUGAUUGGUAAUUUAUUCAUAAUAAUCAUUUUAUUAUUUUUGGUAAAAAAUUCUAAAAAAUCUUUGUUGAAUUCUUCUUCUUCAUCAUCAUCAUCAUCACCAUCAACAAUAACACAUUCAGUAGAAAUAGUGGUUAAUCAAUCUGAUGAACAACAUGUCGAACAGAGGGAUUUGAAUGAUAACCUUACUGCUAAUACUAAUAAUAAUAAUAAUAAUAAUAACAAUAAUAAUACCAGCCAUACGAACUCAUAUACACACGAAGAACAUAAAACAUAUUGUCAAGAUAUAAUUUCUUACUUAUUAAAACCUUUAUUUAUAUUAAAAUCUUCUUAUAAAUUUCUAUUUCCUAAACGUACUACUACUACUGAUAAUAAUAAUAAUAAUAAUAAUAAUAAUAAUAAUAAUAAGCAUAUUUACUUAUUAACCUUAUUAAGUACAAUAUUAUUAAAACAAAUAACUAAAUCUGGUGAACAAGAUGUAACAUUAUUAUAUUUAAUGAAUCAAUCAAAUUUAUUAUGGAAUACUGAAUUAUAUGCAUAUUACAUAACAUGUUAUUAUAGUUUAAUGUUUAUACAAUUAAUUAUAUUAUUACCAAUUAUAGAGAAUAAAUUUCUUAUACGUGAUACAACAUUAAUUAUUAUUGGUCUAUUUACUGAAAUGAUACGUUUAUUAAUUUUAAGUUUAUUACAUCAUAAAAUAUUGAUCUUUUUAAGUGCUAUAAUUGGUUCACCAGCAUGUUAUAUAACAACUUGUACAAAAUCAUUAAUAAGUAAAUUAGUAAUAUAUAAUGAUGAAUUAAAUAUAAGUUUGACAAUUAUAUCUAUAAUAGAAAUUAUAGCUAAUUUUAUUGGUGGAUUCUUAUUUAUAUUUAUAUAUAAUAAAACUUUAUUAUAUUAUUCAUCAUUUAUAUUUAUAUUUGAUGUGAUAUUAAAUAUACCAGUUAUUAUUAUAUUUAUAUGGUUAAGAUAUAAAUUAAUUGAAUAUGAAUUAAAUAGAAAUUAA
Schistosoma curassoni is the source of this 1725-nucleotide messenger RNA. Lineage: Eukaryota; Metazoa; Platyhelminthes; Trematoda; Strigeidida; Schistosomatidae. The record is from the annotation of a GenBank genome assembly.